UCAUUUUUUUAAAUGCCAAACCAUUGGUGUCGCCUUGGAGUCAAAAUGGCGCGUACUGACCAGAGCAUAUAGUAUAAAUAUACAGGCGGUAUAUAAGAGAAGAGAGGAAGGGGAAAAUAAAUAAAUAAAUAAAUGAAAAAUUGAGAUAUUGGUGUGUGUCGGUUAUUAUAGCAGUUAAGGAAUCGUAUGAGCUUGAUUCGCCAUCGGUGUUCCAGUGCGUUGACGAGAAUGGCCGAGGAGAUCGGAAAGUCCGCCGAGCUUAAUUCAUUGUCAUCAUCGAAAUCGAGGUCGCUUUGGCCCUCUGUACUUCGUUGGAUCCCCACUUCCACGGAUCAUAUCAUCGCUGCCGAGAAGCGUCUUCUAUCUCUAGUCAAGACUCCUUAUGUUCAAGAACAGGUUAAUAUAGGAUCUGGCCCACCAGGUUCUAAAGUCAGGUGGUUUCGAUCUAAAAGCAGUGAGCCGAGGUUUAUCAACACGGUUACAUUUGACAGUAAAGAUGAUUCCCCAACUCUUGUAAUGGUCCAUGGGUAUGGUGCUUCUCAGGGCUUCUUCUUCAGGAAUUUUGAUGCUCUUGCCAGCCGCUUCAGGGUUAUUGCUAUUGAUCAACUUGGUUGGGGUGGAUCAAGCAGGCCUGACUUUACAUGCAAAAGCACUGAAGAAACCGAGGCAUGGUUCACUGAUUCCUUUGAAGAAUGGCGAAAAGUCAAGAACCUUAGUAACUUUAUAUUGCUUGGACAUUCAUUUGGAGGGUAUGUUGCAGCCAAGUAUGCUCUUAAGCAUCCGGAGCAUGUUAAGCACUUGAUUUUGGUUGGUCCUGCUGGCUUUUCAUCUGAAUCAGAUGCCAAGUCUGAGUGGCUUACCCGGUUCAGAGCAACAUGGAAAGGAGCAAUUCUGAACCAUUUGUGGGAGUCUAAUUUUACUCCUCAGAAGCUUGUCAGGGGUUUAGGUCCUUGGGGUCCUGAUCUUGUUAAAAAGUACACCACUGCUAGAUUUAAUUCUCAUUCAGAUGGGUUGCUGACCGAAGAUGAGUCCAGGCUGCUAACAGAUUAUACGUAUCAUACUUUAGCGGCAAAAGGUAGUGGAGAGUUGUGCUUAAAAUAUAUAUUUUCUUUUGGAGCCUUUGCACGGAUGCCCCUUUUACACAGUGCAUCAGAGUGGAAAGUGCCAACCAGUUUUAUAUAUGGCUAUCAUGACUGGAUGAACUAUCAAGGGGCUCAAGAAGCUCGGAAGCAUAUGAAGGUCCCAUGUGAAAUUAUUAGGGUUCCUCAGGGUGGGCACUUUGUCUUCAUAGACAACCCUAAUGGAUUCCAUGAAGCUGUUUUCUAUGCUUGCCGCAGAUUUCUAUCACCCAAUCCGGAUGAUGAAUUACUUCCAGAAGGUUUGACAUCUGCCUGAAAACAACGUGACAUAUUUUUCCAAUUAUAUAUUUAUUAUCAAGACGAUGCUCAGGAUGUUCCAUUCAUAAAUCAUUCCAUUCUUUUAAGUGUAUCCUUUGGGUAAAAUGCCUGCUGGCAAUGUAUGGUUAUGUACAUUUAAAAUGUAUAUAACAAACAAAAAUAUUGUGGAAGAUAUACUUUACCACCAAUGCGCAUAUAAAAGAAGCUUGCAUAUUAUAUGCUAGAUUCAGUUA
Ziziphus jujuba (common jujube) is the source of this 1630-nucleotide messenger RNA. RefSeq names its product 1-acylglycerol-3-phosphate O-acyltransferase. The record is from RefSeq and is a predicted model, not a curated record. Lineage: Eukaryota; Viridiplantae; Streptophyta; Magnoliopsida; Rosales; Rhamnaceae. Gene Ontology annotation, molecular function: A2-type glycerophospholipase activity. The transcript is spliced from 9 exons. The coding region runs from base 187 to 1395 and encodes 402 amino acids.